Messenger RNA from Contarinia nasturtii (swede midge), 1181 nucleotides. It is a transcript of the gene Nurf-38, whose product is annotated as inorganic pyrophosphatase. Gene Ontology annotation, biological process: phosphate-containing compound metabolic process. Lineage: Eukaryota; Metazoa; Arthropoda; Insecta; Diptera; Cecidomyiidae. The coding region runs from base 17 to 1018 and encodes 333 amino acids. The transcript is spliced from 6 exons. Gene Ontology annotation, cellular component: cytoplasm. The record is from RefSeq and is a predicted model, not a curated record. Gene Ontology annotation, molecular function: inorganic diphosphate phosphatase activity; magnesium ion binding.
GAUCGAUUAGACAACGAUGGCGCUCCGAUACAUGACACACGUGUUAUAUAGGCAAUCUACUGUGAAUUUCUUCAAAAAGUAUCAAGCCGGCGUUCGGUUAAUAUCCUUAAACAGUAUCAAUUCAACAUCAAUACGAUUUAAAACAAUGGCAGCCCAAUACAUUCCCGUUGAAAAAGGCGCACCAAAUUCACCAAACUAUCGCGUUUAUUACACCAAUAAAAAUGGAAACGCAAUUUCACCAUUGCAUGAUAUACCAUUAUAUGCUGAUGAUACGCAAAAAGUCUAUAACAUGGUGGUAGAAGUACCAAGAUGGACCAAUGCAAAAAUGGAGAUAUCUCUUGCCGAAACACUAAACCCCAUCAAACAAGAUGUUAAGAAAGGAAAACUUCGAUAUGUUGCCAAUUGUUUUCCACACCAUGGUUAUAUCUGGAAUUAUGGUGCCUUUCCACAAACAUGGGAAAAUCCCGAACACACAGACCCAUCGACCGGCUGCAAAGGUGACAAUGAUCCAAUUGAUGUGCUCGAGAUUGGAUCACGUGUUGCAAAACGCGGUGAGGUCCUGAAUGUCAAAAUCCUUGGUGUUGUGGCUCUAAUUGAUGAAGGCGAAACUGAUUGGAAGGUCAUUACUAUUGAUGUAAACGAUCCAAAGGCAAGCGAAGUCAAUGAUAUUGCCGAUGUUGAAAAAACAUUCCCAGGACUGUUGCGAGCAACUAUUGAAUGGUUCAAGAUUUACAAAAUCCCAGAUGGAAAGCCGGAAAAUGAAUUUGCUUUCAAUGGUGAAGCGAAAAAUGCAAUAUUCGCAACUGAAAUCGUGAACGAAACACACGGAUUUUGGCAGUCAUUGAUCAAAAAAGAGGUUGAAAGCGAUAAAAUCUCUUGCGCAAACACCGCAGUGGCUGAUUCGCCAUAUGUCAUUUCUCAAGCCGAUGCCGAUCAAGCAUUUAAUUCAGCAGCUGAAGACGGCGUAGCUGAACCCAUCCCAGACACAAUUGAUACCUGGCACUACAUCACACUCUAAAUUAAAUAUGUAUUCAAAUAAACACACAUACACCGGUUGGACGAGACAUGGUCGGAAUGGUCGGCGUUACGCCACAAUUUAAUUGAAUCUGAAAUUAAAUUAUCUUUUUCAUUAGAACAAACAAUAAACGUAAUAAACUAUUUGUCGUAAUUGUUCAUCAACA